Symbiodinium necroappetens is the source of this 709-nucleotide messenger RNA. The record is from the annotation of a GenBank genome assembly. Lineage: Eukaryota; Dinophyceae; Suessiales; Symbiodiniaceae.
AUGCGCGAGGCCGAGCUGGCGCAGGCCGAGGCCGACGCCCAGCGUGCGGCCGCUUCAGCCGCGGAGGCUCUGCGCCGCGAAGAGGAAGCAGUGCGUGGCCUCCGUGCAGCACGGGUGCAGCGUGCAGCGCACUCGGCCCAGCAGCGGCGAGCUGUGGAGGAGAUGCAGAGAGCUUCAGAGGUGGCUGCCGCCGAGCGAAAGCGCGCACAGCGCGCCGCUUCACUGGGCCGAAUGGCACAGGCAGCGAAGGAGCUGGUUCGGCGCGAGGCGGAGCUCCGUGAAGUGAAGGCUGAACCGGCACCCAUGGAGGUUGUCGAGGCUGCCACCGAGCUCCCGCGCCGGGCGCCGCGGCCCACACCCGAGCAGCGAAAAGCCGCAAGGGCCCGCAGUGCCGCGGCUUGGCGGCGGGAGGAGGUUGCGAAGUGCGAGGAGGCUUCCGCUCGUACCAAAGCCGAAGAUGCCAGGAAGGAGCGCAUGCAGAAGAUCAGCGCCGUGGCCGAGGCCGCAGCAGAGGCUGCCGAGGCAGCACAGCCGCGACAUGGCCCUGUGGAAGAAGCACAGGAGGUCUCUCUCUGCGAAGACUGCAAGGAGAUGCGUGCAGAGUUGGAGCGUCUCUUGUCAUAUCGCACACUGUCCCCACGGGAGCUCAAAGGCCCCUCCAAUUCGGAGCAGCCACUACCAGCACCCUGCGCUGAUGUGGAGUCCGCGA